ACUUUACGACGGGCAAUAGUUUGCGUGUGUCUCUCCAUCGAUCGAGAUUCGCCAUAUUGGUGUCAGUUGGAUGUUUGAGUUUCAGUUAGUUGGUAUUGCACAUACUGUACAUAUCGCUCCUUCCAGCGCCGAAGGAUGGAUCCAAACCGGAAUUCUUAUAAGUGCUGGGCCUUUUUGUUGUUUUUACUCGUCGUCGAGUCGGCCGUCGUUAACGGCCGAGCGGAUGCAUCGAAUUCCGGACUUCCGGUAGCUUUCGACACUGUGCCGCUUGGCGAUUUUCACAUCCGCACCUACGAGAAGGAACUUGGUUCUUUGAAUCGAUUCUACUUCGCCCCGUUGGCUCUGCUGGAGCACACGAGUGCCUCUAGCGGCCGUAAUAACUUGACCGGCGAAAAUCAGCUGGCCUUCCGCGUCGAGAUGUGGACGGAAGAGCUGGUCCACGUCGUCAAAGAGCAUCUGAGCAACGUGACUGGGCUGGACGUGGCCGAGAACAAAGUGAGCGUGUUGCCGUUCGAAAAAGUUUCGAUGCGCUGCCGACGGUGCGGCAGCAGCGGGACGGGCCGGCCCGAUAGCCACUGGCGAUCCUUUUCGCACGGACCCAAACAGAUGCAAUUCCGGCUGGUCUGCCCCACCUUGGAAGAGUGUCGAGAUCUCGGCCAACAAAUGAUUACCCAUCCGGAGCAGUUCUCCUCGCAGCUGACGCUCUACUUCCGAUUUGAUCAUAAAAGUUUGACGUCCGGGGGCUCCUUGAGGCGCAAGUCCGCCUCCGUGUCCGGCGAGCACGUUUGGAACGGUCCAAUUAUGGCGGAUUUGAAUAGGAGAUUUUCCAACUCUUCUUUCGCUUUGGUGACUGCCCAGGAUCGCGCCAGGAUCGUUUCCGAAGCUCUGGAAAAUGUUCUGACGGAUGUCGAGGUGUUGGAGGAUUCCGACAAUCUCGGACUGGAACCCGAGGACGAAACGCGUUUGCGGAGGAUUUUGGAGAAUCUCAUCUUUGAAAAUCACAUCAUUCCGCUGGAGGAAGAUGACGAAUCUUCGUGGAAUUCUCUCUACUGGGACUACGAGAACGCCGGAUCGGAUGUGAGGCCAGACGUCAUGGCCCGGAAACUCAACAAAAUUUACCAGAACGCGGAUGAGAAGGAGCGCAAGUGGAUGGUUCAACAAGUGAUGCAGGAUGAGCCUUCCGGCCUGAUGGCGUCGGCGAAAAAUGUCGUCAGUGAUGAGACACUUCGGGCUCUGACGAACGUCUUCCAAACUUCGCCAUCACGUCUUUCGAGUAGGCUGGAAGAGAGCAGAAGAACUAUCCAGUGGGAGAGAAAUCAUUUCGCUCCCAGGCUGACGAAAUUGUACCGAAUCAAUUUGGACAAGCUGCGCAACAGUUUCAAGCCCGUGCGGAAUAUUCCCAUCAAAUAUUCGGUCGUCGACUUGAAAUUGGAUCUAAACGUUCAACCGACAAUGUCGCGAAUUAAUUUCGACAGAAAACCUCAGAUUCCUAAAUCCACAGGAAAUGAGGAAAUUCAAGAACAAUCGCAACCAGCGCCUACAAGUGACCCAACAGGAAAUGAGGCCGACCCUGGAAUAUUUCAAGGUAAGUUGCGAAUUUUGGCCGCUAGCUGCCGCUUCCUCCUGUUGACAAGGUUGCUAUGGGGAUAGUGUUAUGUAAAUACCCCGACUUACAUAAUUUAAAACAAAUCGCGAUGACAACAUAAAACUUUCUAGUCGUUUCCUGUCAAACGACCUGUGGUUGUAGACUUACUCUGCACGAAUAAUCAGUUCUUGUCAUUCUUCGCUAUGGCACUGUCAGGUCUGUUCCAAACGCGGGGCCAUCACCGGCGGAGGCAUAGAGACUGCUCCCUACACCGUUCUGAGAAAAGAAAAGUAAUAUGAGGAGAGGCUUUAUCCAGCUCAGAAAUGGGUGAAGACCCAAACCGAGAGCAUCUCGAAAGAUUCUGCUUCUUCUGCCAUGUUCUGGAAGCUGUUCAACUACAUUUCAGGCAAGAAUGAUAAGAAAACCAAAGUUCCCAUGACUGCUCCAGUCUCUGUUUUCAUUGAACCUGCAUCUGGUCCCAACUGCGAAAGCACUUUCACUAUGGCAUUCUAUGUUCCGGCUGCUUUUCAAGAUGACACACCACAACCCACAGAAAGUGGUGUGACGAUUGAAGAAUGCCAAAGUUCAAGGUUCUAGCAAGAGCUUUUCAAGGCCCUUCUGAUGAAACAGCUUUUGUGCAAGAGGCAGUUCUUUUCGGAGAAUUGAUUCAGUCAAACAAAGAAACUGGGGUUGAUUUUGAUACUUAUUUUUCCGCGCAAUAUUAUAAUGGAGAUCCCGGCUCUGUCGAGAUCGAAGAAAUAUGGUUUAAAAAAGCGAAUUCAUUCCUAGUAUAAUUAACUUGUGGGGGCUUUUCAAACGACCGCGUCACACAACAGGAACGUCAAAACCUGUUUGAUUCUCUGGCUGAAGAGGAUAAACAAUUAGUCAACCAAACCGGACCAUAUUAUUACGCUGGAUACGAUCCCCCAUUCAAACUUUUUUAUCGCCGCAACGAAGUAUGGAUGAUUCCCCAAUCUGAAUUGAACUUGCCUCUUGAUGCAGAAUCCCAACAGCACACAACUGUCGCAAAGCCCAUCAGCUCUUGCGACGAGAAAAAUGAAUCGGACAAUUGAAGCAAUUCCAAAAACUAUUCAAAAUUUAAAAUUCUCUUAAAAAAUUUCGUUCAUUCUUUUCCGAUCUUUGCAAAAAUUCAAUCUGGCUGGUUUUUGAGUAAAUCCAAUACUAUAUACGAUACACAAUUGUCGCUUUCACACGACAAAAUAAAUAAAGGGUUUCUGAAAAUUA
Daphnia pulex (common water flea) is the source of this 2830-nucleotide messenger RNA. RefSeq lists its product as uncharacterized. Lineage: Eukaryota; Metazoa; Arthropoda; Branchiopoda; Diplostraca; Daphniidae. The transcript is spliced from 6 exons. Bases 136 to 1650 code for a protein of 504 amino acids. The record is from RefSeq and is a predicted model, not a curated record.